AGCUGUCUUGACAUACACACAGCCAGUCAGCAGGGAGAACUGCUCCUCGGGGAAGGUGUCCUGUGCUGAGUCCACACAAUGCCCAGAGAUGUUCACUUCGGUUCUCCCAGGAAGGGGCACAGCCACUCCUAUGUCACUGCUGAAGAGGCUGCAGGGAUUGGCAUCCUGAUUGUAGUCCUGGGGAUUUUGCUGCUUAUCGGCUGCUGGUACUGUAGAAGACGAAGUGGAUACAGAACCUUGACGGACAAAAAGCGCCAUGCUGGUACUCAAAAUACCUCGAGGGAAAGAUGCUCAUGUGAGAGUCUUGACCACCAGGACAGCCGACUGUCUUCCCAAGAAAAAACCCAUCAGCCUGUGGUUCCCAAUGCUCCACCUGCCUAUGAGAAGCUCUCUUCAGACCACUCACCACCACCGUAUUCACCCUGAGAGCCAGGAAACUCCUGAGAACGCUGAACAACUUCUCUCACACUUCCACUUGACGUUUUAAGGCUGAGUAGGCUCCCAUGUUUUGCUUUAGAAUGCUGCAGAAUGUGCAACUCUACUAACAGGCCAGUGCUAAAUUCGUGACAGGCAAGCAGAGGGGUGGUGGGGAAUGGUGAGAAAUAUUAACCUUGGAAAAGCUUUAAUAAACACCUUAACGUAUAUUAUCUGUCCUAGCAGUAAUGCUAAA
This is a messenger RNA of Mastomys coucha (southern multimammate mouse), 670 nucleotides long. It is a transcript of the gene Mlana, whose product is annotated as melan-A. NCBI's taxonomy places the organism in Eukaryota, Metazoa, Chordata, Mammalia, Rodentia, Muridae. Gene Ontology annotation, cellular component: trans-Golgi network; melanosome; endoplasmic reticulum membrane. The transcript has 5 exons. Bases 79 to 426 code for a protein of 115 amino acids. The record is from RefSeq and is a predicted model, not a curated record.